AUGGGGGCGCCCGGGGAGCCCGGGCCGGCGGGCUGGGACCGCCGCAGGGUGGGUGCCCGGCUGCGCGCGGCGCUGGCGGGGUUGCGGGAGCUGCAGGGGCUGCGGGAGCGGCAGGAGGCGUUGGUGCGGGGCGCCCUGGCCGAGCCCCCCCUGCCCGCACCCCGGCCCCCCGCCGCCCCCCACGGGCCCCGUGAACAGGAGCCGCUGGAGGCUGCGCUGGCGGCGCUGCAGGAGCGGCUGCUCCGGCUGCGAUGCCAGGACCUUGGCCUGAAAGCCCACCUGGACCAGCUGGAUCAGCGGAUCAGCGAGCUGCAGCUCGACAUGCACAGGACGCCCCCCGAGGGCCCCGACGGCGACAGCCGGCCCAGCUCAGGCUUCUACGAGAUGAGCGACGGCGGCUCCGGCUCCCUGUCUGCCUCCUGCACGUCCGUGUGCAGCAACCGCCCGUCCUGCUCCCUCGGGGCCCUGCCGCCCCGCACCCCCUCGGCCAGGGCCAGCGCGGGGGCCGGCCGGCCCCGGUCCGCGGACGAGACCACCGUGUGCGGGGCCCCCCUGUCUGUGCGGGGGCUGCCGGCCCCUGAGCACGGCGCGGGCCCCUCCCGGCCCAGGCCCGUGUCCACAGGUGACCUUGAGCGCGUCCUCCGGGCUGCGGUGGGGCCCCCGGCGGCCGGCAGCACCGUGUCCUCAGUGCUUCUCCGCCGUGGGCUGGGCCCCCUGCCCCCCCUGCUGGACCCCAAGUACCAGCGCGACCUGGUGUCCAAGGGGGGCGGGGAGGUGUACCUGUACCCCAGCCCCCUGCACGCCGUGGCUCUGCAGAGCCCCCUCUUCGCCCUGCCCACGGGCCCCCCGCAGCGGGACAGCCCCCCGCCGCCCCCAAGCCAGGCCCUUCCCGGCCCCUCGGCGCCACACCCCGCCUGGACGGCGCCGGCCCCCGAGCCCGGGGCGGCCCGAGCCUACAUAGACAAGCUGCUCGGACUGCGGGGCCUGAGGGGCCCCCUAAGAGGCCAGGUGGGGGAGCAGGGACCCCUGUCCUGGAGACCCGAGAUGGGGCGUCGCCCAGAGGGGCUGGCCUGCUCCCCCAGAAGAGCCGGCGUGGGAGGGGGGGCUCUGAGGGGGAACACGGGUGGGGACAGCCUCAAGCAGCGGGGACCUGUGCCCCUGGGAAGCCCCUCACCCCCCAGCAGCCUUCCGGAGGGGGGACAGAGACCCCCCCGAAGCUGCGUCUGUGCGGGGACCAUCCCAGGCUCCCCUCAGCUAGGGGGUAUACCCCGAGCCCAGCAGGCAGCUCCCACCGGCCGGGACGGCCCAGCCAGGCUGCCUGCCAGGCCGGGCCGGGGGCCCUGGGUGCACCCCCACUCCGUCGCCAGCAGCGCUGCCCCAGCGGGGCCGCACACGGGCCAGAGCCCCGGCCUGCCCACCACGAAGGCGGUGAAGAUGGGGAGGGCGGCCAGCUGCAAGGCGCCGAGGCCAGGGAGGCAGCCGCCCCCCGGGGGCGCCCUCCUGGCCCCCCAGCCGCCCCCCACGUGGGGCGCUGGACUAAGGAGGAGGCCCCCACAGGCCCGGGAGGCUCCUGGCCGCUCCUGCUCCGAGUGCAGCCUCUUCCCGGUGUCCCUCCUCGUCCCCGCACCGGUGGCCGUCCGGGGAGGCCACGGGGCGCCCGCCCAGGCCCCGGCCCUCCGGGAGGCAGCCCCCGCGGCGGCCGCCAGGGCGGCCCGGCACAGGCAGCGCAGGUGGCGGUCAUCCGUGGAGCUCUCGGCCCGCGCCCGCCUGCCCGGUGCCCAUGGCAGCGUCCGGGACGUGGGAAGCCGGCCGGCCUGGCCUGGGGCGAGCCCCCCACAGCCCCCGGGCACCCCCGGCCCCAGGCCCCCGGGCACCCCCGGCUCCCGGCCGCCCCCGUCCCCGGUUCCCUGGCUCUGCCGCAUCAAGGCCUCCAAGGCCCUGAAGAAGAAGAUCUGCCGGUUCCAGCCCACUGGGCUGAAGGUCAUGACCCUGGUGUGA
Messenger RNA from Pipistrellus nathusii (Nathusius's pipistrelle), 1998 nucleotides. Lineage: Eukaryota; Metazoa; Chordata; Mammalia; Chiroptera; Vespertilionidae. The record is from the annotation of a GenBank genome assembly.